AUGAAAAAUUUAGUGUCGGGUUUCCCAGCUGGUCUGUCAAAUAAAGUGUUAGACGGUGGUGCCAAUUUCAGUGUGGGUCAAAGACAACUUUUGUGUUUAGCUCGAGCUGUAGGCAGAAUGAAUAAAAUUUUAAUUCUGGAUGAGGCUACAGCUAAUAUUGAUCCUCGAACUGACGAACUAAUCCAAAAGACAAUUAGAUCGAAAUUUCGGGAAUGUACUGUACUAACAAUUGCUCAUCGGUUAAAUACGGUUAUGGAUUCCGACAGAAUUUUGGUGAUGAGCGAUGGUUGUGUUUUUGAGUUUGAUGAACCUCGUAGACUUCUCGAAAAUACGAAUGGAGUUUUCUACAGACUGGUGAAACAGGCUGGAAGUGACAUCUAG
Messenger RNA from Zophobas morio, 381 nucleotides. Its product is annotated as ATP-binding cassette sub-family C member 4-like. Bases 1 to 381 code for a protein of 126 amino acids. Gene Ontology annotation, molecular function: ATP binding; ATP hydrolysis activity; ATPase-coupled transmembrane transporter activity. The transcript has a single exon. Gene Ontology annotation, cellular component: membrane. The record is from RefSeq and is a predicted model, not a curated record. Gene Ontology annotation, biological process: transmembrane transport. Lineage: Eukaryota; Metazoa; Arthropoda; Insecta; Coleoptera; Tenebrionidae.